AUGUUUGAUCGCCAUACCGAUGUCGAUGCUGUGCUGAAGAACAAAAAUCUCGAUCAGAGACGACCCUGCAUGGGGGAACUGAACAGUCAAACCAUCGCAAUCCACACCUUGGCUCACCAAGAUUCCCUCGCCUCACAACAAGGAUGGUGCUCACCUUGGAAGCAAGACAGUGAACCACUGAUGCUUGGAAGAUUCGGGUCCUCCGUGAUCUAUCUCUGUCUCUCAAAGGCCAUCGAUAUUUGGAACGAGGGCCCUAGUGCAUUUAAAUAUGACCUUGAUCCUUACACAAUGUACACCCUUCUACCUUCGCAACAUUUACCAUCUUGGAAUCGCCAUCAUCUGCCUGUCGAGGACUUGGUUUUGCCUGACGUGAUAUACGAUCAAGGCUGUGGGAUUCCCAGCCAGUCAAUUUCCUUGGCAUACCUCGAAGAUCGUCUUUUUUUGUUUACUACUCAAAGCCAGUCAUCGGUCCGAUUUGGAAUCGUUCAGCCGGCAGGCGGCAUAUUUGCUCUUCAUAUGUGGGCGAACGGCUCAUGGACAAAUAUGGCACGUAGUACCAAGACGUUGUGUCGGCAGUUCGCUUUUACAGCACCAGUCUAUCUAAGUGUCAUUUUCGACAAGGAAUCAAGAGAAGACUUUGAUAAGAAUCCAUAUCGACACAAUAUUUACUACACAGAAGAAGCCUCGAUGCUCGUUCCGAUUUAUCUAGCGCCGGUCUACCGUACCAGCGUUAGCCACCUUGCCGAGAAUGUCCUUUUUAUGGGACUGCCGAAGUUCAAGGUAGAAGAGCAAAAGUGCAAGCAUUGCAAGAAGAAACUGCCAUCUUCGAACCGGGUAGUUGUUGCAUACGAAGUUAGGAACAGCGGUUUGUGCAUGACUGUGAGACCUAUAACACCCAAGCCACCAAAGGAAAAGAGGAAGAUUGAGGAUUAGGAUGGAUGCGGUACGUUAAAGAAGCCAAAACUUGUUAGUAAUUCAUUGCCGUUGGUGCACAUGGUAUUGUUGCGUUGGGCCAGAACCCAUUCAUAAGAAGCAAGCCAAUGCUUGGUCCUGUAUAUCAAUAUAGAGAAUACCAAAGAACGCCAUUGGUCUUUCUUAUG
Molecule: messenger RNA, 1100 nt
Organism: Fusarium graminearum PH-1
Lineage: Eukaryota; Fungi; Ascomycota; Sordariomycetes; Hypocreales; Nectriaceae
Exons: 8
Coding region: 1-933 (310 amino acids)
Source: RefSeq, a predicted model, not a curated record